UUAAUGCUGCUAUGUCAUCGUAUCAUGAAAUAAAUGAAAGAGCAGAGAUUAAUAAAGUUACUAAGUUCGUGGAUCCAUUGAUUGGUACACAAAAUGCAAAAAAAGAGGGACAUGUAUUUCCCAAUCUAUGUCUUCCUUAUGGAGUUGUAAAGGUGGGGUUCGAUACUGAUAAUCUAAAAGAUAAUCAAGGAGG
This is a messenger RNA of Cetraspora pellucida, 193 nucleotides long. Lineage: Eukaryota; Fungi; Glomeromycota; Glomeromycetes; Diversisporales; Gigasporaceae. The record is from the annotation of a GenBank genome assembly.